CUUCCUGCAGACCCGGGUCACGGAGCGGAACCGGAAUGCUCGUGGAAUUUAACGGUGCAGCAGAGGCGCGCGUCCUGUUUCCGGGAGCAUCCAGUGUGCGGGUCCGAGUCCUGUGACGACCCCGCUUCUUCUGCGGUUUUCAGAGGCGGAUCGGAUCAGCGGAGCCUCCUGGGCUUGUUUGUGCAGGCCCACCAUGUCACUGUGUUCCUCAAAGCUUCCAGUGAUGUGUGUUCUCCUCCUCUGCCUGCUGCUGCUCCCCUUCACCGCCUCAGUCCCAGCGCCCCCUGUGGGAGCUCCACAGCUCAGCACUCCACUGAGCCUCUCCACGACCUGUAAGAAUGCUUCAAUCUGUAAGAAUGGAUCGACGGAUGGUUCGUCACAAACCGGUUCCGGUGGUUCUAAUGGGAGUUCAACCCUAAACAUCAACAGAACAUCAGACAAUCUGCCCCCCUCUUCAUCCCAUAAGUCUGCCAAUGUCAGCUCCAAGUUCACAUCUACAGCCCCGCCAAAACGAAACACUGAAGGACCUUUGCCACCCCCGGAGCCUAAACCUGCAACCUCCACAAAGAAUGAUCCUGUGCACCUUGGCACACCAACAUCAACACCAGCCGUCAAGCUGACACCAUCCACCAAACCACCGUCUUCAGCACAGGCAUCUUCUGCACCACCGUCUUCAGCGCCACCGCCUAAAGCGCCACCGUCUACAGCGCUACCGUCUACAGCGCCACCGUCUUCAGCACCACCGUCUACAGCACCACCGUCUACAGCGCCACCGUCUUCAGCACCACGGCCUAAAGCACCACCGUCUUCAGCGCCACCGUCUUCAGCGCCACCGUCUUCAGCACCACAGCCUAAAGCGCCACCGUCUUCAGCACCACAGCCUAAAGCACCACCGUCUUCAGUACCACCGUUUUCAGCGCCACCGCCUAAAGCGCCACCGUCUACAGCGCUACCGUCUACAGCGCCACCGUCUAAAGCGCCACCGUCUACAGCGCCACCAUCUACAGCGCCACCAUCUACAGCGCCACCAUCUAAAGCGCCAACGUCUUCUGCACCACAGUCUACCAUACCACCACCAGCAACGCCCAGAGCAACCCCUGCUGCUACAGUAACCACUCCAUUUCCGUUGCGCCAGUCCACCACUGCUGCUGAAAGCCACUUGAAGCCCGUUUCCUCUGUAGCAGGCAUCUCGGUGGUAGAAGCAGCUCUGACCCGGCAGCUGGUGGAUACAGCCUCCUUGCUGGCCGUUCUUCUGUUUGGCCUUCUGUUCUUCUUGGUCACGGUGGCGGUUUUUGUCACACAGGCGUACGAGAGCUACAGAAGGAAGGACUACACCCAGGUGGACUAUCUGAUCAACGGCAUGUACACGGACUCUGGGGUGUGAGGGUAACUUGUUCCUUUACUUGGAGCUGUUUAGCGGUGUCUUCACUUACAGAGCUUCUUUCUUUCUGCCUCCAUGGUCGUGGAGACUGUUGACUCUUAACCAAUCCACCAGGAGAUAACCAGCAAUUAUGUGCAUGCAUGCUGAUUUUGGUAUCAGCUCCCAUGGUGGCCCCGCCCCAUGGAUGUUUGGAGCACAACACCUGACCUCUGCAACGCUUCUGAAUCAUUUUCCAUUUAAAGAACGAUUCUGCUCACCGGGAUCAUAAGGAGGCAGCUCUGGUGAAGCGAGUAUUUAAUGAGGAAGAUUCUUCUUUGACAGCCGAGUUUAGACUGCAUGUCCUGCAGGAUGUUCACUGAAAGACGUUCACAGGAAUCCCUGACUGCACUGUUUAGUGUGGUUGAAGAAAACCUCAGCAGUUCCUUUUGUUGUUGCUGCUCACAGGUUUACACCCAGAGUUCUGCUGGGAAUGAUCCCGAAUCAGUUCCAGGUGUUGUGUGUGUGUGCGCCACAGUUUGUUGAGUUUCCUAUGGAUAAGCAGGCUGUGGUUUGGAUUCGGUUCCUCCGAAGCGGUGCACACACAGACCGGGACGGUUCCUAGUCUUAACUCGUUCUGGACUGACAUCUGAAACUGGACCAAAGGUCUCGCUGCAAAGUUCAGGUCUGUCUCUGUUGAAUUUUGAUGCAGACCAAACGGCGUGUUUGUCUUCCCACAGGUACCAGACUCGACUCCUUCAUGUCCCCGCUGUGUUUGUCUCGGUCAGGAGCUACCUCUGUACCUAUGACUCCUGGAAGAGUUGAUGUGUCUCACAUUGUUGAAAUCCUAGAUCCCAGUUAUCCUGAGCGAUUGUAGACUUAUGUUCUUUUCAAAGCUGCUCUUCAAACUCCAGGUCAGAUUUGUCGUUGUGGAGCCUCUAAACUAACAGUAUUCAGUCUCCAGCUUCAUGUCACUGCUCUCUGAUUGUGAUGUUUCAUGUUAAGACCUUACCAAAUAUUCACUGAAGCACAUUUUGAACCAACAAAGCCAAGGGAAAUAAGAAGCCAUUAUGAGUUUGAGAUUUUUUUUUUCCUUUUUCAAAUCUAAAGAGUGUUUACGUUUUUGUAAAUGAUGGUUCUGGAGGUGAGCGGUGAAAAAAGUGCUGAAGAACCUGGUGCCAUAAAGCAAAUGAGCUUCCGGUGGAUCUGAAUGUUGAGUCUGUGGAUCCUGAAGCCGGGCUGGUGUGCCGGAUGUGGAUUGUGGAUGUGGAUGUGGGGAAGCAGGACUGGCCUGCUGUGUGCCAAACUGAUGCACUUUGAUUUGUACUGCAGAAAAUAAUAAAGAACAAGAACGAUCUUGGUA
Molecule: messenger RNA, 2720 nt
Organism: Oryzias melastigma (Indian medaka)
Lineage: Eukaryota; Metazoa; Chordata; Actinopteri; Beloniformes; Adrianichthyidae
Product: putative protein TPRXL
Exons: 4
Coding region: 194-1384 (396 amino acids)
Source: RefSeq, a predicted model, not a curated record